AUGAUGCAAUUUUUUGGUACUAUCGUAACUAAAGAAGAACCAGUAAAUCUUGAAUUAGAUGAAGGUGAUAUUUUCCAUUUAACUAAAGCUAUUAUUCAUCCAAAAUCUCAAGGUAAAGGUAAAGUUUAUUUAACUGCAGUUAUUAGUUUAAUGGAAGAAGAUGAAAUGGAAGAAGAUGAUGUUGAUGAUGAAGAAGAAUCACCAAGAGAAGAUAUAGUUGAAAUUCCAAUUGGUAUUUUAGAAGCUGGUAAAAUUGAUCAAAUCGAUCUCAAUUUACAUUAUAAUUUUGGACAAAUCGUUAGAUUUGAACUCCAAGCUGAAAAUGGUGCUGGUUAUGUUGUUGCUCUUUCUGGUUCAGUUAUCACCAUGGAACAAGGUGGUUGUGAUGAUGAAGAUUGUGAUGAUGAACACUGCAUCAAUCAUGAAGAUGAUGAAGAAAUCGAUAGUGAUGAAGAGUUCGGUGACUCUGAUCAAGAUGAAGAAGAUUCCGAUGAUGAAGAAAUCCCACAAUUAAUUGCACCAGCCACUAAAAAAGGUAAAAUCACAGAAAUCUCAGAAGUCCCAGAAUCAAAGAAAGAAAAAACUCCAGAACCAAAGAAAGUUCCAGAACCAAAGAAAGAACAAGUUAAACAACCAACCCAACCACAACAAAAGAAAGCUGCUGCUCAACAACCAGAAAAAGCCAACAAUAAACCAGCCGCUGCUUCACCAGCUAAACCACAAAACAAUCAAUCUAAAAAUGCACCAAAACAACCACAACAACAACAACAAUCACCAGCCAAAAAUAAUAACAACAAAAGACCACAAAACCAAAACGAAAACAACAAAAAGAAACAAAAAAACUAA
Messenger RNA from Dictyostelium discoideum AX4, 846 nucleotides. RefSeq names its product heat shock protein (gene hspC). Bases 1 to 846 code for a protein of 281 amino acids. Lineage: Eukaryota; Evosea; Eumycetozoa; Dictyosteliales; Dictyosteliaceae. The transcript is spliced from 2 exons. The record is from RefSeq and is a predicted model, not a curated record.